Messenger RNA from Fraxinus pennsylvanica, 666 nucleotides. Lineage: Eukaryota; Viridiplantae; Streptophyta; Magnoliopsida; Lamiales; Oleaceae. The record is from the annotation of a GenBank genome assembly.
AUGGCAGAGCAUCAAAGAAUCCAUCCAGUUCAGGACCCCGAGGCGGCAACGCCGCAGACCCCCACUGCUCCGCUGGUGCCCCGAGGUUCUUCCCGAUCAGAUAAAGGCAAUCCCAUUCCCACGGAACAAUAUCCACCAUUCCACAGGACUAUCCCGUAUGCACCAUCAAAACCACCACCAAGGAGAAGUUGCUGUAGAAAGUGCUUGUGCUGGACCAUAUCCCUUCUCCUACUACAAAUACUAAUCCUUGGCAUUUUGGCUGCAAUCAUAUACUUCGUAUUCCAACCAAAAAUACCAAAAUACUCAGUUGAUGCCAUGAGAAUAACUCAAUUCGAUUUCGGCAAUGAUAACAGCCUUUCUGCGGCGUUCAACGUCAAUAUCACUGCAAGAAAUCCUAACAAAAAGAUAGGUAUAUACUAUGAAGGUGGGAGCCAUCUCAGUACACGGAAUGCAAACGGAUUACUUGAGUCGUUGCAGGAGCAACAGCAGACGGGAAAUAUUCCUUUGAGGCUUCGAGCCAAGGUUCCGGUGAGGCUGAAGCUUGGAAAACUGAAACUGAUGAAAUGGAAGUUCUUGGUGAGAUGCAGGCUGGUGGUAGACACUUUAUCUGCAGAUAAUGCAAUUAGAAUCAGAGAGAGUAACUGCAAAUUCAGAUUCAGGCUUUAA